Molecule: messenger RNA, 1066 nt
Organism: Fundulus heteroclitus (mummichog)
Lineage: Eukaryota; Metazoa; Chordata; Actinopteri; Cyprinodontiformes; Fundulidae
Exons: 1
Source: RefSeq, a predicted model, not a curated record
UCAGGAGAACAUGAAACAGUACAGCAAAGGUAUAAAUGUAUAUAAAUAUAAACAUCAAACAGACUUUAAAGAAGCUGUCAAACAGAGAAGCAAAGACCAUUAUGCAUCCAUGAGUAAAGAAUCUAAAUUGGAGUUACAAGCCAUGAAUGUUGAAAGGUAUAGAAACAAUUCUCCCCAUCGUAAACGAAUAAAACUUUACCACAAGGAAUUGUAUAAUAUCAGUAUCGAUCAUGCUAUAUCUAUUAAAGAUGCUGUUGGUAAAAGAAGGAAUACUAUAUUCCUCCAAAAACACAACAUCGACUUUGUUAUCAAUCAGUUUAAGAUAAAAGUCCAGUCAGGUCCAACCUAUGUCUGUUGUGUUUGCCACAAGUUAUUGUUUAAACAUCAAGUUGUAAAAUGUAACUUAAACCAAUACAGAAAAAGUGCUUUGGCAGAAUCUGUAGCGAAGAAAUGCAUCACUUAUACAUAUGUCCACACUUGUGGAAAUUCUUGUGAAGUAAAUUGCCAUCUCCAAAAAACCACUGCAAGCAUGUUAUGGAUUUGUCACACCUGCAAUAACAAGAUUCUUAGAGGUGUAGUACCAGAAGACAGUGCUGUAAAUAAUCUCCACCCAGAUCCUAUUCCUGAAGAACUUGAUGCACUAAAUUCAUUAGAACAACAUUUGAUUGCACAACACAUUCCCUUUAUGAAGCUUUUAGCUUUACCAAAGGGAGGCCAAAACGGGGUUCAUGGGCCUGUGACAUGCGUGCCAUCAAGCAGUGAUGCUGUUUGUAAUAUUCUUCCAAGAUUAGAUGAUCAAGAUCUGAUGAUUAGAGUUAAACUAAAACGUAAACUAACAUUCAAGGGUCACUAUGAGUAUCAGUAUGUGAACACGCAAAAAGUUCAUAAUGCUCUGAACUUUUUAAAAGCCCAGAACAAGUGGUACACUGAUGUACAUAUCAACAACGAGUGGUCUAAUCCGUUGGAAAAGGUUACAAUUGAAGAGGCUGGCCAGCCCGCUUGUGGCUCUGGGCCUGGCCAGCCCGCUUGUGGCUCUGGGCCUGGCCAGCCCGCUUGUGGCGCUCUG